AUGCAUCCCCAGUUGGAAUCACAAAGAUUUCAUUCAUGCCUUGAUCUUAUAGAGGCUUUGGAUAAAUGUCACCAAGCAGAAUACUACAAGAGGGCUUUGGGGCUUUGCAAUAACGAAAAGGAAGCUCUUUCAAAGUGCUUGCACCAGGCCAGGUAUGAAGUUGGAAAGACUGCAAUCUUGGAAAACCGGGAAAAGCAGAAGAAGAUGGACGCCAAGUGGAAGCAAAUUAAAGAAGAAGAGUACGGCGAGGAUGCUAUUCUCAAACGCAUUAUCCAGGAGCAAGUUGCCAAGAAGCAGAAAGAAAUGACAGAAAAGUCGAACUAA
Messenger RNA from Lachancea nothofagi CBS 11611, 324 nucleotides. Lineage: Eukaryota; Fungi; Ascomycota; Saccharomycetes; Saccharomycetales; Saccharomycetaceae. The record is from the annotation of a GenBank genome assembly.